Messenger RNA from Arctia plantaginis, 1023 nucleotides. The record is from the annotation of a GenBank genome assembly. Lineage: Eukaryota; Metazoa; Arthropoda; Insecta; Lepidoptera; Erebidae.
AUGUGGUCUUCGGACUCCAUGCUUCGUGUGAUCUACCGGUUUUGUGUAUUGACGCGCAAAAAGAAAAGAAUAUGUGACGACGGGCCGUAUUCGUGGUGGAAUAGCGGCAACAGACGUCGCUGGAAGUGCGUAGUGAAUGCGCGUGUUUGGAACCUGCAAGUAAUAAGUAGAAAAGGAGUAAACAUGGAGAAGAGUCCUGAAGAAAUACAAAAGCUGGUGAAAGAACUAAAGGAUUGGAUCAUGCGACAACCUCACUUACCAAAAGAUUUAGAUGACAAGAUAAUACAGAGGUUUCUUCACAGCUGCUUCUACGACUUGGAUGCAGCAAAAAAUGCUAUGGAGUUAUUUUUCAGAAUUAGAGUUACGUCUCCAGAGAUAGUGAACUUUAGAGAUCCAGACUCACCACAGAUGCAGAAGGCGUUAAAAAUUGUAAACAUGGCACAGUACCAAAUAUCUAAAAACAGAAACAUCUGGAUUUGGCAACUGAACGAUCCAGGAUUGGAUAACUACGACUAUUUGCAAGAUGCUAGACUGUUCUUUAUGACGGUGGACGCCUGGAUUUUGAGUAAUGAACAUUAUGAAGAUGCUGACAUCGUGGUCAUGGACGUUAAAGACAUCACACUCAAGUUUAUCACAAAGUUCAAUGUAUCAAUUGCUAAGAAACUGUCGAAAUUUCAAGAGGACGCGAUGCCCAUCAGAUUGAAAGAAGUGCACAUAGUGAACGCACCACCGUUCAUAGACAAACUAUAUGGGCUAAUGAAACCUUUUUUAAAACCAAAGAUGACGGAAUUGAUCCAUUUCCACUCACCGAAGUCGCAAACACUAUACAAUUAUGUUAGCAAAGAAGACCUACCAGAAGAUUAUGGCGGAACUAGGCCAAGUAUGAAUGAACAGAUGGAGAAAGUUGUAGACACUGUGAUGAAAUACAAAAAAACCUUCUUGCACGAGAAUUUCUGGAAAUCAGAGAAGAAAGGCAAGGGCGUGGUAGAAACAACCUCUUUCAGAGCUCUGGAUAUAGACUAA